CCAAGUUGUGCAACACCUUCAGUAAACACUUGCUGAAGCGUACACAAUGAAGCAGGGAGUUUCAUUCUGUCUCCCUUAAGAGGCGGCUGGGGCAGAAGCAACCUUACAGGUGUGAGUGGAGGCAGGCACCGCUCUGGGACCGCAGCAUGUUGCAAUGGAGCCUUCUGAUAGUCUCUUUCCUCCUUUCUCCAGUUCCAGCAAGCACAGUAAAAGAACUCCCCAAGGCCAAGAAAUAUGAAGUGGUUUAUCCCAUAAGACUUCAUCCAUUGCGUAAAAGGGAGGCCAAAGAGCCAGAGCAAAAGGACGCCUUUGAAACUGAGCUAAAGUACAAAAUGACAGUGGAUGGGAAGGUGGCUGUGCUUUAUCUGAAGAAGAACAAAGAACUUCUGGCGCCAGGCUACUCGGAAACAUACUAUAACUCCAGUGGAAACGAGGUCACCACAAGUCCACAAACCAUGGAUAGCUGUUACUAUCAAGGACACAUCAUAAAUGAGAAAGUAUCGGAAGCCAGCAUCAGCACAUGUCAAGGUCUACGGGGCUACUUCAGUCAAGGAGAUGAAAGGUAUUUUAUCGAACCUUUGAGCUCUGUGAGCCUGGAUGAGCACGCACAUGCAGUCUUCAAGGAUGACCCCAACGAAGACCAGGCUAACAGCAGCUGUGGCGUGGAUGAUGUGUUAUGGCAACAAGGGCUACAUCAGAGAGUGGUCCUGCCUGCCUCCAGGCUGAUUAAGUUGAAUGACAGGAUUGUUCAAGAACCUAAGAAAUACAUUGAAUAUUAUUUGGUCCUGGAUAAUGGUGAGUUUAAGAAGUACAAUAAAAAUCUUGCUGAAAUAAGAAAGAGAGUGCUUGAGAUGGCCAAUUAUGUCAACAUGCUUUACAAAAAGCUUGAUGCCCAUGUGGCCUUAGUUGGAAUGGAAAUCUGGACUGAUGAGGAUAAAAUAAAGAUAACUCCAGAUGUCAACACCACCCUGAACAACUUCUCUAAGUGGAGAGGGAAGGAUCUGCUAAAGCGAAAGCAUCAUGAUAUUGCCCAGUUAAUCUCAUCAACAGACUUUUCUGGAUCAACAGUGGGUCUAGCGUUCAUGUCUUCAAUGUGUUCUCCUUACCAUUCUGUUGGCAUCAUUCAGGACUACAGUAACUACCAUCUUCGAGUUGCAGGGACAAUGGCCCAUGAAAUGGGCCACAACCUCGGCAUGAUCCAUGACUACUUGAGCUGCAAGUGCCCAUCUGAAGUCUGUGUAAUGGAGCAGUCACUAAGGUUCCAUAUGCCCACAGACUUCAGCUCCUGCAGCCGUGCCAACUAUGGGAAGUUUCUUGAAGACAGAUUAUUAUCCCAUUGCCUCUAUAACACCCCCUUGCCUUCAGAUAUCAUAUCCAUCCCAGUCUGUGGGAACCAGUUGGUAGAAAUGAAUGAGGACUGUGACUGUGGCACCCCCAAGGAAUGUACCAACAAAUGCUGUGAUGCAAAGACCUGUAAGAUCAAAGCAGGUUUCCAGUGUGCCCUGGGAGAAUGCUGUGAGAAGUGCCGACUUAAAAAGGCUGGGGCUGUGUGCAGAACAGCAAAAGAUGACUGUGAUCUGCCUGAGAUGUGUGAUGGUAAAUCCAGCCACUGCCCAGUUGACAGAUUCAGAGUCAAUGGUCACCCUUGCCAAAAUGGGCAUGGCUAUUGCUUAAUGGGCAACUGUCCCACCCUGCAGCAACAGUGCAUGGAGAUGUGGGGCCCAGGAACCAAGGUUGCAAAUAAGUCAUGUUACCAGCAUAAUGAAGGUGGGUCAAAGUACGGAUACUGUCACAUAGAGAACGGCACACACAUGCCCUGCAAAGCAAAAGAUGCCAUGUGUGGGAAGUUGUUCUGCGAAGGCGGGUCAGGUAAUCUGCCAUGGAAAGGACUUACAAUAUCUUUCCUGACAUGUAAGUUAUUCCACCCCGAAGACACCAGUCAAGGAAUAGACAUGGUGGCCAAUGGAACCAAGUGUGGAAAUAAUAAGGUGUGCAUUAAUGCAGAGUGUGUGGAUGUGGAGAAGACAUACAGGACAGCCAACUGCUCCUCGAAGUGCAAGGGACAUGCAGUGUGUGACCAUGAGCUGCAGUGCCAGUGCAAGGAAGGUUGGGCCCCUCCGGACUGUGAGGAUUCCGCCACAGUCUUCCAUUUCUCCAUCGUGGUUGGUGUGCUCUUCCCCCUGGCAGUCAUAUUUGUGGUGGUUGCUAUAGUGAUCCGGCACCAAAGUGCCAGAAGGAAGCAGAAGAGAGUUCAGAGGCCACCGUCCACCACAGAUGCCAAGCUGCAUAAGCAGACGUGUAAACCCCAAAAGGGGAAGGCAGUUCAACCCCAGGAGAUGAGUCAGAUGAAGAAGCUCCACGUGUCUGAUCCGCCCAUGGAAGAGAAUGAGCCUCCACCAAAUGUUCUAAUCACAAAGCCAGAUUUCCCACCACCACCAAUUCCUGUUUCCUUAGAACUAGAGGGAGACAGAACUGGCCACUGGAGAGAGCAUAACUGUAGGCUGCCUGGGACCUCUCAGCUACCCACAGAAGCCAGCAUGUCUUGGGUCCUGCUUUCUGUCCUUUGGCUCAUCAUUCAAACUCAAGUGAUAGAUACAAAGUCAGCCCCUGAAUUAAAGCUCCAUGAAAUAGUUCAUCCUAAAAAAAUACCCAUGUCACACAGAAGAGGGACUGAGAACAAUCAGACAGAGAGAUAUGGCAAAGAGGAAAGAUAUGCGCCUGAAGUUCAAUAUCAGAUCACACUAAAUGGAGAAGAAAUUAUCUUUCACCUAAAGAGAACCAAGCAUCUUCUGGGGCAAGACUGCACUGAAACAUCUUACUCAGCCAUUGGAGAGGAGGUGACCAGACGCUCUCAGGAUGUGAAACCCUGCUACUAUGAAGGCCACAUCUUGAAUGCAAGGGACUCUCUUGCCAGUAUCAGUACAUGUGAUGGACUGAGAGGGUACUUCACACAUCAUGAUCAGAGAUAUCAGAUAAAACCUCUACAGAGCACAGAUGAGGGAGAACAUGCCAUCCUUCCAAUCAGCCAGGGGGAGCCAGACACAGUUAAUUACAAGCAUGGUGAGAAGCAUGCUGGCAGGGAACGAAGCCAUCUUCGAAUUUCCAGGUCCUUAACAAGCUCAAAUGACUUUCUUCAAGGACAGAAAUACGUUGAUCUCUUCUUGGUGCUGGAUAAUGCCUUUUAUAAGAUGUAUAAUGGGAAUGUGACUCGGAUAAGAAGCCUUGUGUUUGAGGUGAUGGAUCUGCUCAAUGUGAUUUACAAAACCAUAGAUAUUCAAGUGUCUUUGGUGGAUAUGGAAAUCUGGUCUGACAGUGAUAAGAUAAAGGUGGAACCCAGGAUUGGUGCCACAUUCCAAAGCUUCCUUAAAUGGCAUUACUCUACCCUGGGAAAAAAGAAGAUCCAUAACCAUGCCCAGCUUCUCAGUGGAUCUGGCUUCCUCAAUAGACGUGCAGGAAUGGCAGCUGCGAAUUCCUUGUGUUCUACAUCUUCAGUGUCUGUUGUUGAGGCCAAAGGAAAGAAUAAUGUGGCUCUUGUAGCAGUGAUGUCUCAUGAGUUGGGCCAUGCCCUCGGUAUGAGGGAUGUUGUAUACAGCACCAAGUGUCCCUCUGGCAGCUGUGUGAUGAAUCAGUACCUGAGUUCAAAAUUCCCCAAGGAUUUCAGUACUGCCAGUCGCUCACUCUUUCAAGGAUUCCUUUCAUCUAGAAAUGCAAAGUGUCUGCUGUCGGCACCUAAUCCUAAAAAUAUAAUAAAACCAACAUGUGGGAACCAACUUCUGGAAGAGGGGGAAGUUUGUGACUGUGGCUCUCCGGAGGAAUGUACCAACCUUUGCUGUGAGCCCCUGACAUGUAGGCUGAAAUCUCAAACUGACUGUGAAGAAGAAGCAUCCAACCAUAUCACAGAAUGAUCCAGUGUCUACAUCGCUGAGAAGCUUCUUUGCCAGGACAAAAGUCUAGAAGCUGAUACACCAGGAGUCUUGCCUUGUUUCACUUUGUGCUUCUAUGUAGACUGGCCUCUGAAUGCCAUGUGUGAACCCGUAGGUUCAAUCCCUGAACAAUAACAUCCCAAAAUAUACUCGUAUCUAUAGUGAAUAUGUAGACAAUUUUCUCAAUAUUUCCUAAAUGAUACCAUGUAACAACUAUCUGCAUAGCAUUUUUUUUUGUUGAAGAGGUGUUAGAAGUAGUCUUAAGAUGACAAAACAUUUACAAGAAUUUCAGUAGUUGUAAGCAAAUAUACUCCAGUUCUUAUAAAGGACCUCCAGCCCAAAGAUUUAGGUAUCUGGGUGUUCCUGGAGCCAAUCUCUAGUAGAUACUGAAGGAAGACCUCUUUCAUUCUGCUUUCUGUGUUUCUAUGAGUCCAGCCAACAAGUAAAUAGAUGUGAGAUGCUGUCUAUAUGUUCAGGUUUUAUCUGCAGUGGGAAUGUGAGAACCUUGAAAAUGUGGUUUUAGUUUCAGUCUUUGGAGAACAAAGAAAAUCAACCUUUGCUGAAGUUCCUCAACACACUCCACUGAAUUGUUGAGUCAAUCCCAAACUGCAAAAUGACAAGUAAUUUGACCCUAAAUCUCUUCGCUUCCCUUGCUGUUCCUCUCUUUGUCUACCUCCCCAAGUGUCCCUGCUUAGCUGUCUCAUAGAAUAUUGGUUACAUCCAAACACUUUUCAUUGAUUAAAUAGAGUUUCUCAUGUUUUCUUUUACUGUCAGGUGUAAGAUUUAUUUUAAGAAAUCUGUGUUGCUUGCAACUUAGUGGAAAUGGAAAGGUAAGGUUUCAUUCAUUUGAUGUAAUAAACUAUGCUAUCAAUAAAAAUAG
Molecule: messenger RNA, 4803 nt
Organism: Peromyscus leucopus (white-footed mouse)
Lineage: Eukaryota; Metazoa; Chordata; Mammalia; Rodentia; Cricetidae
Product: disintegrin and metalloproteinase domain-containing protein 28
Exons: 36
Coding region: 147-3905 (1252 amino acids)
Biological process (GO): proteolysis
Cellular component (GO): plasma membrane
Molecular function (GO): metalloendopeptidase activity
Source: RefSeq, a predicted model, not a curated record